This is a messenger RNA of Dicrocoelium dendriticum, 3136 nucleotides long. The record is from the annotation of a GenBank genome assembly. NCBI's taxonomy places the organism in Eukaryota, Metazoa, Platyhelminthes, Trematoda, Plagiorchiida, Dicrocoeliidae.
GGGAAUGCUGACGAGCCUGCCCGAACUACGAGGGAAUCCCGGGCCCAUGACGUCGUCUACACCCAAGAAAACUUGUUCUGCUCUCGUCGAGUUGACAAACGGUUCAACCAUGAACGGAGCGAAUUAUCCGGAUUCGCCUAUCGUGGCCGAGUCCCCGCAUUCCCGAGAUCACGCAAUGUUACCGACACAGAUAUCAGACACAACAAGUGUGGCCCCUCAUUCCCAAUCGUUGGAUCAGAAUUCUACGAUUCAUCAAAGAGUGAACCAAAACGAUGAAAUGACGCCAGUGGAAGUCAAGUACUCACUGGAUGAGGGGAUGUCCGAAACACUCUCAUCGAUCGAAAACACUUUGGCCAACCGAGGUGAUACCACCACAAAUACUUCCUACGGCACAAUAAAAAGACACGCAACUAACCAGAACAGUAUUCUGAAGCAGCGGCUUCUUGCCGCCCUGGCUACUUUAAUCCCACAUCGAGAAACGCUGUCGCUACGAAUGCUAGUAACUUACACAAUCGACGAUAAGGACAGCGAGUGUUUGGUGAUCGAUGAAACCUUGUGUCGUCAGACGUCACGACUGCAAACAAACAGUGAAGGACCUUCACUUGGUCACUCUUCGGAUUCUGGUUGUCAGGUCGAUGACAGUCCACCGGCAAGCAAGAGGCCUCGAACUGAUUCACAUCCGCUAGUGGACACUCAUGUGUUAGACCUGUCAGUGCACACCGAACGUGAUGAACAGGAAUUAGCAGAAGCCAUGAAUACCGAACUUGACGAAUCCGCAGACGAAUCUAGCCACACUUCUCCCAAUAGACCAUCGCCGGAUGCAGAACGGCCCACACCUAACACACAUGGGAAAUAUCUUAACGCACCUGGUUCGAUCGCCAAAACUUCCAUACCCACUGGAAGCAUAAAUCCAUUAUUAAUUUCUUCGAGUGCCGUAAAUGGGAACGAUUCAACCAUUUUUACUGCAUCCCCAUUCCAUCCCGUGGACUCAUCUUUACUGACACUCUUACCACUACUUCAACAACAACUACCACAGUCCAACAUCAGAGUGUUCGGACAGCCUAAGAUUCUGUCUAAUAUCGAGCCAGUGGCGUCCAUCACCACUAACAGUAACACCAAUUCCAGUAACAACGCAUCCACAAACAGUGCGAUGCCCGCGGAGACUGCUGAAUCUCUGCUGUUCAGAGAGUUACAGGCGCUGAUUCGAUCGAACAACUCGAUGAAUCGCCUCGUCCAAGAAGUUCCACUCGACUCUUCUGUACCCAAUGUGAAGGCGUCAGAAGCUGCGGGCAGUUAUAUUGCUAGCCAAGCGAUACCAAAUCUACUGAGCUCUCCUUUGAACAAUUCGUCACUGGUUGGGUUCCCUUUAUUCAAUGCGUUUUCUCCCGACCAAUUGACAGCAGUGCAAGCGUUGUUGCCUUCUGCAUCCCUUUUGAAUAACGUUCUAUCCGCACCGAACAUCACCUCGUUGAACUUGGGUUCGGCCACAUUGCUGAAUCUUAGAGAUAAGACCACCGGUCAAGAGACACUUGGGAUCAUGCAGGGGGCCAACCGGCAUGUUACCACUCCAGUGACCAACUUACUGAACCAUAUUAGUUUCCCUCAUGCUACCUCAAUUUCUCUCAAAACGCUUUCCACCUUGUCCCAGCUGUUCACCAAUAGCAGUGAGCAGAGCGCUUCGAAGCUGAGCGGAUCACAUGCUCAGCUGGGCUCAGUGUCAAUGACAGGCGAGGGGAGGAACAUAGCUACAGAGAUGUUCCGUGUUUCAGAGAAGCGACACAACGAUAUUUCCGCUGACCCACUGGCCGUGACGCAGUCCGGCGAGUUACCACCAUGCACGACCAUAUCUGUCGCUAUUAGCCAAGAGGGGGGCAACGGCAAAUCGAGUUUUGUCAUUUCCGACAUGCGUCUUCCACCCUCCACUCCAAUCUCUAUACUGGGCGGUUCCAAUUCCCCCUCAGACUCGAUCACCAAUGGUCUAUCGUCAAGCGCCUACGGGUCUAGCCAAUUCAUGUUCGGGCGUCGUUUGGCCCACACGCGUCGAUUCACAUGUAAUCAAUGUCGAAAAAACUUCGCUUCUUUGGCUGAGCUAAAUCGCCACACUCUGGAGGCGCACAACUCGUUUAAAUGUACCAUUUGCUCUGCACACUUCACACAGCGAUCCAACUUGCAACGACAUUCGCUGAAGCAUGUCGGAUUCAAACCAUUCACCUGCAAUUUGUGCAGAAAAGAGUAUUAUCGGAAAGAUCAUUUGGUACGUCACAUAGAAGUCACACAUCCGAACCAUGAUCCGAAAAUGAACAUCACAGUCCAUCUGACCUCGUCGGAGUGUUUAGACUACUUGGAUCGGUUGAAUGCUGGCAAAGAGACGCCAUCACCAGAGGGAUCGGUGUGUCAAGAACUUGGCCCAGACGCAGAAGUGUCAGAAUUAGAAAGCCUAAAGAUUGAUGGGGCAGCUGGGGCUACGAAUGAUGGCGAGGAAGCCGAGUUGAAUUCUGGAGGAGUACCCAAUCCGACAACCGAUUGACCUUCGAUUGCUUUAAUUUCCAUCCGAUAUUCGCUCGAACAGAAAGUGUACAGUAUUUCAAUCACUUCAUCUCUGAAAGCAUAUGACGCUCUGAGUGAUAUUUCACUGUCAACGCUUAAACAACAGCAACAGUUUGCUUACAGCCGGUUUCUUGUAUACUUAUUGUUUUAAUUGACAAGCAAUCGCAUUUAAACAGAGACCACUUUUUUCCACUCCAUUGUGGCUGUUUUGCUAAAUGGCGGCUAUGCAUUCAAUGCUAAUUGCAUGAUCAUCUAAAGGAGCAUCAGGACGCUACCUUCGCCUCACACUCCAUCUGGCUUAUGGUGUUAUACGGAACUGAGAUCUUGUGUGACAUUUUCCCUUGUAUUUCUCUCCACUCAGUCCCCUUGUUGGAGUAGCGAUCGAUCUUCAUUGAUACUGUUACAUGCCUCACGUGGGCAAAUAGUCUUUGAUUUCAUUGCACUUCAUUGGUUUGUGUGCUCGUAUUGUCCACCGUCCCUUCGUGGUUCGUUGUUCGAGUGAUGUGCACAGUAAAAUUUUUGCAACUCAUUCAUAACAAUUUUCACAGCACUUUUCGGGUUGUGCGCCACUUUUAAAUCGGGUUGUCGU